This is a messenger RNA of Rhododendron vialii, 1248 nucleotides long. Its product is annotated as multiple organellar RNA editing factor 8, chloroplastic/mitochondrial-like. NCBI's taxonomy places the organism in Eukaryota, Viridiplantae, Streptophyta, Magnoliopsida, Ericales, Ericaceae. The transcript has 4 exons. The coding region runs from base 255 to 926 and encodes 223 amino acids. Gene Ontology annotation, biological process: mitochondrial mRNA modification; cytidine to uridine editing. The record is from RefSeq and is a predicted model, not a curated record. Gene Ontology annotation, cellular component: mitochondrion.
GGGAUGGAGUAGGGGUAGGGGUAGGGGUAAUGGAUAGAGAGUGGAGGUAAUACCCCGUCCCCGACCCCUCCCCAUUGCCAUCCUUACACAGAUGUAUUUGUGGCUAGCAGGGUUGUUACCAAAAUGAAAACAACAGACGCUGCUGCUUCUUUCUUUUUAACCUUCAAAGCAGACACAACACAGCGCACUGCCGCCGCCGCCCACAACCCAACACCAGCGCCUCCCCACCUCCGGCGACCGCCACCACCGUCGGGAUGGCUUCAAAAGUGGCGCGUCACCUCUCUCUCCUCUCUUUUCGUCGAUCCCUCUCUCCUCUCUCUCCAUCGACCCCUCUCUCCUCUCUCUUCGUUGAUCCCUCUCUGUGUCGACCCCUCUCUUCCUUGACCACUCCCUCCGUCGACCCCUUUCUCCGUCGACCCCUCUUUUCGUCGUUCCCUCUCUUCACCCCCGCUCGCUCUUUCUCCUCGGCUCUUAACAGCCCUCCCAAUAAACCCCAUGAAAAUCGAAUUCAUUACAGUCCUGGUUGUGAUUACGAACACUGGCUCGUUGUCAUGGAGGAUCCCGAGGUUGAGCCGAGCAGCAGUGAUGAGAUGAUAGACAUGUUCAUCAAAACCCUAGCUAGGGUUAUUGGAAGUGAGGAAGAAGCAAGGAUGAAUAUCUACUCAAUCUCGAAAAGCCCUCAUUAUGCAUUUGGAGCAUUGGUGUCUGAAGAUAUUUCAAUCAGUCUUAGAGCAUUGCCAACAGUGCGUUGGGUGAUCCCAGAUGCGUACGUUGACGUGGAAAACGAAAAGUAUGGAGGGGAGCCUUUUAUGCCCCAUGUAAGGAGGGAGAAGGUACAUAAUCAAUAUGUCAAGAAUGUGCAGAAUCUUGGACCGAAGAUCACUUCUUACCCACUCUCAAAAAAUCCUGGACCCAACACAAGAUGAGGUGUCCCAGCCAACAACAUGGCAGGACCGUCACCCGGUAGUAAUAUGUGAGAUGCACAGAAGAGAUAUGCUAAACUCUUAGUAGGCAGGCUGUAGAUACAAUGAUGAAAGUUUUAUGCAAUAGGGUCUAUCUUACAAACAUUUUAAUUGUUUUCAAGUUGCAGGUACACUUAUGAAUGUUGUUUUGGUUUACUGUUGACCUUUAAGAGCGUUUUGGAAUAUUGUUCAGUGUUUGUCUGCAAGCUUCUAGCUUUAUUUGAGGCUUCCGUACUUUUGGUUGUUUGUUAAGUCAGAUGAUUAAUUGUGGAUUUCUGUUGCCAAA